Messenger RNA from Syngnathoides biaculeatus (alligator pipefish), 2867 nucleotides. RefSeq names its product ring finger protein 19A, RBR E3 ubiquitin protein ligase (gene rnf19a). The transcript is spliced from 10 exons. Gene Ontology annotation, biological process: positive regulation of proteasomal ubiquitin-dependent protein catabolic process; protein polyubiquitination; ubiquitin-dependent protein catabolic process. Bases 326 to 2638 code for a protein of 770 amino acids. Lineage: Eukaryota; Metazoa; Chordata; Actinopteri; Syngnathiformes; Syngnathidae. Gene Ontology annotation, cellular component: ubiquitin ligase complex; cytoplasm. The record is from RefSeq and is a predicted model, not a curated record. Gene Ontology annotation, molecular function: zinc ion binding; ubiquitin protein ligase activity; ubiquitin conjugating enzyme binding.
GUACUUUGCAGUUUCCCAUGCGUGCAAUAUGAUGACGGACUCACACACCCAGCGGAUGUACCCUACCCUGAUCGUUCAGAGCCAAGCCAACUUUUUUCUUCCUCUCCAAACGUUUUGAACACGACGGUGCGUUGUCAGCUCCCAGAAAAAGCGCCUCGCCAACAAACUCGACGGUUUUUCCAACACUGACCCCCCCCCACCCCCCCCCCUUCCCACCGUCAUGUCUUUGUUUAAAUGAGUUCCAAGCUUCCCUAACAUCCUUUCACCCCACCCCUCCAUUCCAUUACCGACACCCCACCCUCCCCUGUGGUGAUCUCUGGUCGCGAUGACCACCCUGCACCACCAGCAUCACGGUAGCACCGGGUCGGAGCGCGACCUCAACUCGGCCGCCUCCUCCGUCAGCCUGCCCUCCAUCAGGAAGACCCCCAAGAAGCGCCGCCUCUCCCUGCAGGCGCUCUUCGGCCGGCGGCGGCGGUCCGAACGCGAUGCCAAGUGCAAGUCCAGGGCGGCGCUGGAUCCGCCCGGCCCCGUCACCGUGGAAAACGUCCUGCCGGAGGCUUUGGUCGAGGGGACGUCUGCGCACGCCGUCCAGGGGGUGGCGGCGGCGACAUCUUCUGCGGCAAAUUCCUCCGAGCUGCUUGAGUGCCCGCUGUGCCUGCUGCGCCACACACGCGACCGCUUCCCGGACAUCAUGACGUGCCACCACCGCUCGUGCGCCGACUGCCUGCGCCAGUACCUGCGCAUCGAGAUCACCGAGUCGCGCGUCAACAUCUGCUGCCCGGAGUGCUCGGAGCGUUUCAACCCGCACGACAUCGCCAUGAUCCUGGCCGACCGCGCCCUCAUGGAGAAGUACGAGGAGUUUAUGCUGCGCAGGUGGCUGGUGGCCGAGCCCGACUGCCGCUGGUGCCCGGCUCCUGACUGCGGUUAUGCCGUCAUCGCAUUCGGCUGCGCCAGCUGCCCGAAGAUCACGUGCGGCCGCGAGGGCUGCGGCACCGAGUUCUGCUACCACUGCAAGCAGCUGUGGCAUCCCAACCAGACGUGCGACACGGCGCGGCAGCAGCGGGCGCAGCACUUCCGCCUGCGCAGUUUUCGGUCCUCGUCGCUCAGCUACAGCCAAGAGAGCGGGGCAGCGGGUGACGACAUCAAACCGUGCCCGCGCUGCGCCGCCUGCAUCAUCAAGAUGAACGACGGCAGCUGCAAUCACAUGACUUGCGCCGUCUGCGGCUGCGAGUUCUGCUGGCUCUGCAUGAAGGAGAUCUCUGACCUGCACUAUCUCAGUCCAUCCGGUUGUACUUUUUGGGGCAAGAAGCCGUGGAGCAGAAAGAAGAAGAUCCUCUGGCAGCUGGGCACCUUGGUGGGUGCGCCCGUGGGCAUCGCCCUCAUCGCGGGCAUCGCCUUCCCCGCGAUGAUCAUCGGCAUCCCAGUUUACGUGGGCAGGAAGAUCCAUAAUCGCUACGAGGGCAAAGACGUCUCCAAGCACAAGAGGAAUUUGGUGAUUGCGGGUGGCGUGACGCUGUCUGUCAUCGUCUCGCCCGCAGUAGCGGCCGUCACCGUUGGUAUCGGCGUUCCCAUCAUGCUGGCUUAUGUCUACGGCGUGGUGCCCAUCUCGCUCUGCCGGAGCGGCGGCUGCGGAGUGUCAGCGGGAAACGGCAAAGGCGUGCGCAUCGAGUUCGACGACGAGAACGACAACUUGGGCGGCGCCGCCGUGGCUACAGACACGACGUCGGUGGCCGAGACCAGGCUGAACAGCGCCAGCCUGGGCGACGGCGCCAGCGUGGGCGGCCUGACGGGCCUGAGCCUCAGCGUGAGCGGCAGCCACAUGGAGCGCUGCGGCGUGGGCUCGGCCCAGCGCGACAACAUGAGCGACAACGCCAGCACCACGGCCCUCGCCGGCGCCAGCAUCACAGGCAGCCUGUCAGGCAGCUGCUACAACAGGAUGGAGGUGCAGGCCGACGUCCAGAAGGAGCGCUGCAGUCUGAGCGGGGAGUCGGCCACCGUCAGCCUCGGCACCAUGAGCGACAACGCCAGCACCAAAGCCAUGGCGGGCUCCAUCCUCAGCGCUUACAUGCCGCUCGAAAGAGACAACAGUCUGGAAGUGCAAGCAGACGUGGAAUCCAAAGAGGAGAAGGUGCGGCACAGCAGCGCCAGCAGCAGCCUGGACGAAGCCAGCUGCAGUAGCAGCAGAUGGGCGAGCGGCGGCCCCCCCAAGGAUGCGUCGGCCAUCGCCUCCUCAGUGGGGGGGAAGAAGAGCAAAGGGAAGCUGUGGAAACGCGGAGGGAAAGCGGAGUCCAAAGUCAAGCACACGCACGGCGACGCCGAGCGCCGCAGCACCAUCUCGUCCGAGUUGGACUCGCCGUCGCUGAGCGGCAGCCUGCCGUCGGUGGCCGACUCGCACUGCAGCCGCCUGUCCGCCGAGCUCAGCGAGUCGGAGACGCCCAGGGCGGGCGGGCCAAGCGACGCGCCGGCCGUCGCGCCGCUGCCCGAGGUGGAGAACGACCGCCUGGAGCAGCCCCCUCCUCAGCGGAGCCACGCCCUCGCCGCCGCCGCCGCCUACCACUGCCUCACCACUUCACCCAGCGAGGUUUUGUAUAUUGCCGAAGACGCCGACACUUGUGACUGCACCACAACAGACAUUUAAAAAAAAAAAAAAAAAAAAAAAAAAAAAAACCACUCGCUCCUCACGAACCAUCUGUCUUAAGUCUCGAUUUUGGAAAACAGGAAACGGAAUGUCAGCGUUGAUGGCGAAGGUGGGAGAGGAGUUAAAAGUGGCUGAGACGAAGGUCAAUUUGAAUGUACGCGUGCAGGUAAUGUGCUCGCUCUUUAAAAGCGUGGGUGGAGAUGGGGGGGGGGGGGGAAUAAAAAUAAAA